AUGUUGCUUUUGGAGAUUUAUUAUGAUACAACGUACCCUACAAACAAAUAUGGUAUGAUUUGUGGACCUUUUGUUGGUAUGAAUCAUCAUAACAAUAAUGUCAUGCUUGGUAUUGGCUUCUUGAUCAAUGAAAAAUGGGAGUCGUUUGAGUGGUUGUUCAAUACUUUUUUGAAAUCCAUGGGUGACAAACAUCCUGUGACAAUAAUGACUGACCAAGCUCAAGCAAUGGCCAAAGAAAUUAAGGUUGUUUUCCCAAAUUCCCGACAUCGAUUAUGUAUGUGGCAUAUUGGAGAGAAUGCAAAGAAAAAUAUCAAAGGACUUAGAGCAAAGAAAGGUUUUAAUGAUUUGUUUGAUAUUGUUUUGAAGUAUACAGAUACUAUUCAAGAAUUCGAGAACUAUUGGUCAAGCAUGCAAAAAACGUACAAAUGCACAGAUAAUAAAUGGCUGCAAAAUCUGUAUAAUAUCAAAGAGAUAUGGUGUCCUGCAUAUUCCAAAGAUUAUUUUAGUGGCGGUGUUAUGUCAUCUCAGAGGAGUGAAACUAUGAACAAAUCAGUUUCCCGUCGACUACAUGCCACUCAUGGUCUAUGUGAUUUCUACACUACUUUUAUUGAGGUUGUUGAUGAGUGGAGGAGUAGAGAAGGUAGUAAUGAUUAUGAUAGUAUGACCGGAAAUAGUCAUUUAGUUUGGGCAGAUAUUGGACUGUUGGAGCAUGCUAGGAAGAUUUAUACUAUUCAAAUCUAUGUACAUUUUGAAGACAAUUUUGUCAAUGGUGUUCCUUGCACGGCCAAGCUAAUAGGAUUUCAACCUCCUCUUUAUGAAUAUCAUGUUGGGCAUCUAAAAAAGGAUUUGAUCAUGCAUACUGUUGCAUUUGAUGAAUCAACAAUUACUGUUGAUUGUACUUACAAAUAUUUGGUGAGGCAGAGAUACAUUUGCAAGAGAUGGACAAAUUUUGCUAUGUGCACUAGAGUUGAUGACAAUGAUGUUGCUGAAAUGGGUGUCACUCCUUGUAGUGUAUGGAGAUUGUAUCAUAUUCGUACAUUUAUCACACUUGUAGAUCGGGCACAGAAUGACUUGAGUGCUCGAGCAGUCAUUGAGGAAGCAAUUGAAGAAUGCACUGCUAGGAUUAAGCUCUGA
Messenger RNA from Chenopodium quinoa (quinoa), 1134 nucleotides. RefSeq names its product protein FAR1-RELATED SEQUENCE 5-like. The transcript has 3 exons. The record is from RefSeq and is a predicted model, not a curated record. NCBI's taxonomy places the organism in Eukaryota, Viridiplantae, Streptophyta, Magnoliopsida, Caryophyllales, Amaranthaceae. The coding region runs from base 1 to 1134 and encodes 377 amino acids. Gene Ontology annotation, biological process: regulation of DNA-templated transcription.